This is a messenger RNA of Anopheles merus, 1423 nucleotides long. Its product is annotated as allatotropins-like. The transcript has 4 exons. The record is from RefSeq and is a predicted model, not a curated record. The coding region runs from base 545 to 1096 and encodes 183 amino acids. Lineage: Eukaryota; Metazoa; Arthropoda; Insecta; Diptera; Culicidae.
UGAAAGUGGAGCAUCGAUGCACAUUAACACUUAGAACCCGAUUUGCUAUGCAAGUUGGAAAGUGAAGUGAUAUUGAGCGCGAUUUGUAGUUGUACAGCGUGUGUAAAAUGUGCAAUAAACAGUAAUAUCAAUCAAGAGUUUGCUGGCUUGGCAAAUCGAAGGAACAGUGCUAACAAACGCUUCAAAAAACAUGAGAAAACUAAUUUCAUUAGGGAGGUGUUCGUCAACGCCUAAAUGCAAUAGAGGAUAAGGCACGUGUAGCUGCUAGAAAAUAAAUCAAACCACAAAGCGCUUGCUCGUGCAGUGAUUCAAAUAAAUCAAAAACAGUGAAAACCAUAUAUUCAACAAACUUCACAUUUUCAAAUCUUAACAAAAACUUUAACCAUCAGUAGCAAAAUUUCCAAAAAAGCAUAACGAACUGCAUAACAGAAUCAACAACAGGAACAAAGCUUACAGCAAAAAAGUGCAUUCUACUUUUACCCAGAAACAACACGCAUAACAGUAACUUCCGGUAACUCAUACUUCAACCUCAAACAACACCAAAAUGGAGAUUAUGAAAAUAUCCAUCUACAAGCUGCUGCUGUUCGUUAUCCUCUCAACGGUGAUGCUGUGCUGUCACACGUCCGAGGCUGGACCGGCCCGCCAGCUGGCCAGCCUGGCCGCGAGAGCCUCCAAGAUCCCGCGCUCGAUACGGGCGCCCUUCCGCAACUCGGAAAUGAUGACGGCACGAGGCUUCGGCAAGCGCCGGGCCCCGAUUGGCGUAAGCUUCGGCAGUGGCCGACCAGCACACCACAGCCUGGGGGCGGGCGAUGCUGAGUCAGCACCAUGGACCGAGGAAAAGCACGACAUCAGCAAGCUGAUGGAGGAUCUGGCGAGCGUCGAUCAGAACGAUCCCCAGCAGCAACUGGUCGGAGGAGAUCAAGAGAACAGCUUCCCGCUGGAGUGGUUUGCGAACGAAAUGUCCACCAAUCCGACACUGGCCAAAUCGAUUCUGCAACGUUUCGUCGACACCAAUCGCGACGGGCUGCUAGAAACGGGCGAGCUGAUGCCGGGCGCGGGAGCGAACGGUAACGAGCUUGGGUCUGAGCUGUUCUAAGAAACUUGUCUCCUCUUCAAAAGCUCACCCAAAGCAAAGUCAUUAAGGGAUGGCGUCGUCUGCUAGUGGCUUGAACGUGUUUAGACUGGAGUCUGGAGGGCAUGGACAAAAGGGCACAGCUGCAAGACUCUUCCCCUGGACGCUACACAGUUAUCUACAUCUCUACGCCAAUCAACCAUCGAUUUCUGCACAAGCAACCCCUUUCUUUCAAAUCCAAAUGAGGCUGGUAUUAUCCGUAUUUCCCCCGAUCUACAACUAUAUAAACUAUCAUUUGAUUUAUUGUAAACAAAAAGACUCCAAGAGCAUAUAAACUAUACACAAAAUCUU